GAGGGGGGAGGAAGUUUGAAGACGACCCGCGGGUAACAGGAGUUCCUCACAAACUGUUCUUCACUCGGGACAGAAAUCUGGAAACUCCUUCAACUCCUCAGGUGUUCUUGCGUUGGGUUACACUUUCAUAUCGUUUCAGUGCAAACGUGGAGGAUUUAGUUUUCCUUGUCAAAUUAAAGCUCUGGUUUGGCUGCGGUCGGAGAACCGAACCGGGCAGUUCGUGCAUCCUUUCCGGGAAGAGAGUUGCAGAAACACCGUGGGAGUUAACAAACCGCAACCUGGAAGUAUUUCUCUUUCGUAAUCUGCGUUUUACUCGCUGGUGUUUUGCAACUAUUUCUUAAGCGAGAAAUGGUUGGCAGGUUAAACUUGCCAAAUGCAUGUGAAGGAGAUCCGCUGGAUAUGAGCUGCAGGAGUGACAGAGGACUCGACAGCCCGGACUCGGGGUUACCUCCGAGUCCGAGCCCCAGCGGCUGGCUGCUGCCUGUGUGUGCUGAGAAAGCCGGGGUCGUGAGCCCGGUGUGUGAGGACGAGGUUAAGAGCUCCGUGGUUCCAGUUUUACCCUCCGGACCUUUUCAGCAGCUACAACCAUCGUCCUUUGGGGAAGGCAUAUCACUUGAUCCAUUACCGCCAAAGGAAAUCAGAUACACUUCAUCUGUGCACUACGACUCGGACCGCCACUUCAUCCAGGGCGUUGCCCUGCAGCCUACAGGUCAGGGCCUUGAGAACUGCAGGCAGACCAUCAUGGCCAUGCCCAAUAGCACCUGGCGUCACUACAAGACUCAGCUCGAGUUCCAGCCACGCCAUCGUCUUCAGCACUUCAAAAGUACCACCAUCGUCUACCCCAAGAAAACCAGCGCCGUCUACACCACAGAGCUGAGCUACGACUGCCAGCGAAUAUCCAGGCGCUUCCUCUCCAGCGUGGAGCUGGAGGCCACAGGCCGCAGAGAGAUACCUCAGUUAGAUAAGGGGACAGCUUGCUGAGGGUUCCUGCCAUGACCUCUCUACUGUAGCUCCCCGAGGGCUGGAUGCCGUUGACCUGCUGUGUUUGUCUUUUUAAUGUUGUGUAGCCUCUAGCCUGUACAGGAAGCACAUGUGCUGUGAUGUCACAGAAACCAUGGACAGAGUUGGUGAAAUAUGGAUUUGGUGUUUUUCUGAAUAUAUUCAUAAAUCUGCCAGAGGAUGAUCAGUCAGUUGGAGAUUAUAUUUUAUUUUGCAGCUUGUUGGUUCCCAGGGAUAUGUUCACAUUCGAUUAGUUUUUAUUGACUUUGGAAUUGACAGUUGGGGCAUAGAUGAGGAGAAUAUUUAUUGCCCCCAGCAAAGUCACUCUCCAAGUGUCAUUUGAAGUUUUGCCAAGUUUGCAGAUUGAUUUGGAUUUUACUUCCUUAACAGUGAGGUUGUCCUUUGUUCAGUUACUUUGUUUAUAUUCACACAGAAAUGAGUGCUGUAAAAUCUGCAUACUCUGAUUAAGGUUUGAAGCAUCGAGUGUGUCAAAGAGAAGAAGCAAUCCUUUAUAGUGCUGGAGUUUGGAUGUUCACAGGAUGCAAGGACAUAUAUGCAAAACACAGGAUUUUGUGUAUUUCUGCAACAUUAGCACACACACACAAAGCCUUCUUUCCAGGAAGUUCUCUCUGGACACUGUUUGAAGGCUGCAGUUCAUUAUGUAAUAUGUAAAGAUGUUUGUAAAACGACGUAACUUAUCUGUUCAGUGUGAUGCUAAAAACAAACUGAUCAUGUGGUCAGUAUAGAUUUAUUUCUCGUGUUGUGUAUAUUAAAAAGUGGAUUUGGUUUUUGAUAUUAUUUGCUGGCUUGCUAGUGAAAACCACAAGAUGCAGUCCACUGCUUUCACUUUCUUUGGCUGACUUACAUUGACAUUUUAUUUAUUCAGUAAAGUUUUAAGUUCUGAGAUUCUAUUGGCUGAUAAACGGCUUUCCCCACAGCCCAGGGGAGGUUUUUUUAGGCCCUUUGUGCCUUGACGAUGUAUCUAUUUCUGUCUGUUUUUUUAUUUUUAUAAAAGUCACUUAUUUAGUGCCAGUUUGAAAUAAAGUGUUUAUGAGUC
Messenger RNA from Labrus mixtus (cuckoo wrasse), 2056 nucleotides. It is a transcript of the gene rflnb, whose product is annotated as refilin B. The transcript has 3 exons. Lineage: Eukaryota; Metazoa; Chordata; Actinopteri; Labriformes; Labridae. Gene Ontology annotation, cellular component: actin filament bundle. Gene Ontology annotation, molecular function: filamin binding. Bases 349 to 981 code for a protein of 210 amino acids. The record is from RefSeq and is a predicted model, not a curated record. Gene Ontology annotation, biological process: skeletal system morphogenesis; actin filament bundle organization; negative regulation of bone mineralization involved in bone maturation.